This is a messenger RNA of Benincasa hispida (wax gourd), 2620 nucleotides long. Lineage: Eukaryota; Viridiplantae; Streptophyta; Magnoliopsida; Cucurbitales; Cucurbitaceae. The record is from RefSeq and is a predicted model, not a curated record.
UGUCGAGAUGAGGAUUAGAACUGCUGCGGCGACGUAUACACCGCUUUUCACCAAGUAGCACUCGCCGCCCAACCAUCCCGCCGCGUACGGUUGCCGUCUGCUCAUACUUGACGCCGCGCUCAGUAGCAAUAUCACUACGAUUUGUAGCUGCUUUGUUUGCCAUCUGCCAUAUGUAGUAGCUGUUCGUUGCUGCCAUUUGUGUGACGUGCCAGGUCUUACCCCACUUUUUUAAAUCUACACUGAUUCUUCAUAGAUUCAGUCAAAUCUUCUCAAAUCUACUUCGAUUUUCAGAUUUGAGCAGUUUGUGUAGACAAACUCUAAUCAAUCAGCUUGCUUUGAAGAUUCAUACAAUGGAUGAUUCGAGUAGCAGCAGUCAAGAUGAGGGGAAUGUUCUUAUUCGUUAUGAGGUCAAGAAGACUGCUCGACGUGGCCCAACCAUUAUGCCUGAGUUGAUACACAUAAGAAAUUCUGGGGAACGCAAAACAAUUGAAUAUAAUGAUCUAGGUCAACCUGUUGGAGAAAAUGCAAAGAAAAUGCAAAGUUUCAUUGGUGUUUGUGUUAGACAACAAAUUCCAUUGACUUACAAAAGUUGGAAAGCAGUUCCACAGGAACUUAAGGAUACAAUUUUUGACUGUAUACAAAUGUCGUUUGUGGUGGACCUUGGUUCCAAACAUUAUAUUCUUCAAUCUGCAUCAAAGAAGUUUCGGACUUUUAAAUCCACAUUAACUCAGCAGUACAUACUUCCAUAUAAAGAUGAACCAUCUCGCUUGCAGAAUCCUCCAGAAAAAUAUUCACAUAUUGAUAAGAAACAAUGGGAGUCAUUUGUUAAAGCAAGACUAAGUGAAGAGUGGGAGACAUUUAGUAGUGCUCAAAGAGAAAGAAGGGCAAAAUGCAUAUAUAAUCAUCACAUCUCUCGCAAGGGAUAUGCAAAUCUUGCUCAAGAAUUAGAAUUGUCAAGUGAUCCUUGCAAUCGGGCAACUUUAUGGAAAGAAGCACGAAAAAGAAAAAAUAAUGAAUACUCCGACAUUGCCACUAGAGAAUGUGCUAAGCGAAUUGAUGAAUUAGCUGCGAUACGCAAGGGACAAGAUAUUUUGACUGAAGCAUUGGGCACGCCAGAACAUAGAGGGCGUAUAAGGGGAGUUGGCGAGUUUGUUUCACCAGCUCUACAUUACAAUGUCGCUAAAGGAAAGUUGAAAUUGAUUCAAGAAUCUCAAAAUGAAGCUGAGACUCAACAAUCUCAAGACAAAGAUGAGACUCAACAAUCUCAAGACAAAGAUGAGACUCGACAAUCUCGAAGUAGUGUUGUAGAGAAGAAGACAAAAAGAAAGAGGGUUCAGAAAGGAAGAAAUGUCCAGAAACGAAAAAAAGUUCCAAAAGGAAAAAUGGUUGUUAAAGAUCCUGAAGAAAUUUUGGAGGGAAUACCGUGUCACUUGGCUAUAGGAUCGGUGGACAACAUUGUUGCCGUAGGCACAAUGUUUGAGUCUGAUGCUCAAUGUCCAUCCAUUAAUGAAAUUCCACUAGGACCCGAUAAUGUUAGAGCGAUGGUCGAUAUUGUCAUGGGCGAAGACGUUGCGUUACCAAUUCCUCAAAAGGAUAAAAUAAAGACUUUAGAUCAAGCGAUUGGUAACUUUGUGGCUUGGCCACGCAAACUUGUAAUUACGACUAAGGAGAAAAAGGCUCCAUCUCCGACUACAUCUAAGAGUAUUGCACAAUCUUCAAAAUAUACGGAUGUCCACGUUACCAUCAAGCUCCUAAAUAGAUAUGCUAUGCAUUCCAUGCAAGUGGAUGAUAUGAUUCAAAUCAAUUUGAGCGAGCAGAUUCUUGGAAAGGAGAAAACAAUUUAUUUACAACGUGACGACAUCAUUCAAUAUUGUGGGAUGGCUGAAAUUGGUUAUUCAUGUAUACUUGCAUACAUUGCGUGUCUUUGGAAUGCAUGCGACUCAGAGAUAACAAAAAAGUUUGUAAUAGUUGACCAAGCAACCAUUUCAUCACAUGUAAAGCCUCAAGAACUCCGUUCCAAAAAUCUAAUCAAUAGGUUAGAAAUGGUAAGCCUUGAUCAACUAGUACUCAUCCCGUAUAACACUGGUAGUUGCCAUUGGAUAUUGAUUAUUAUCAAUCUUCAAGAAAAUUGUGUUUAUGUCAUGGACUCUUUACGAAGUAAGAUUCUAGAAGAAUUUCAAGGAGUCAUAAAUACAUCUUUGAAAAACUGGCAAGCUAAACAUUCUCUCGAACAAUAUCGCACUCGUAUACGUUGGAAACCUAUAAAGUGCCCUCGUCAGUUUGGUGCUAUAGAGUGUGGGUACUAUGUGCAAAAGUAUAUACGAGAAAUAGUGCAAAACUCUAAUACCCACAUAAGUAAUCUUUUUAACACAAGACUUGCCUAUGAACAAAAAGAAAUCGAUGCAGUUCGAUUGGAAUGGGCAGAAUUUGUUGCACGAUUUGUGUAGUGAUAUUGAAGUAUUUGUUAAUUUUCUAUAUUUUAAGUAUGAAUUUGAUUCUUUUCGUAUUUAGCUAUGAAAUGGAAAUACUAGUUUAUACAUAUAUUUGGUAGUAUGUAUUAAGUGUUGGAUGCUAUUUAAUAAAGUUUGUGGCGAGAUGGAUGGUCGGUCCCGUUCGUAUA